GGAGGGCCGUCAUGCCUGUUUCCCCAUCUCUUUGUACGUUGAGUCAGAAAACCACGCCGCACUUAUUUCCACCUCCAGAUUCACCGUAGACUCCUCGUGGCUGAGCUCGGCCUGAACAUCAGCCAGAGCCCGUCCAGGACAGCGGCGGACAGAGAGAGGAGAGGCGGCAGCACGGGAAGCGUCAGGGAAGAAGAAGAAGGAGGAAACGACUGAGGCAAGCCGGGAUGUCAGCGAUGAAGAAGAGAAACUCCAACUCCUCCGGAGGCCGGGAAGAGGACAGGCAGGUGACGGAAAGGAUGCUGUCCGCCGGCUUCAGUCCAGCCGGGACACCGGGGAGCGACGCCAAGAGCCCCAGCAGCCUCCUGCCGCCGGGAGGAGCGGAGGAAGGGGUCGCCCUGAAGAGGACCAUCACUCUUGUAAACGGCGUGGCCAUCAUAGUGGGCACCAUCAUCGGCUCGGGCAUCUUUGUCACGCCGACCGGGGUGGUUCGGGAGGCGGGCUCGGUGGGUCUGUCCCUGAUCGUGUGGGCAGUGUGCGGGGUUUUCUCCACAGUGGGAGCGCUCUGCUACGCGGAGCUGGGGACCACCAUCAGUAAGUCAGGGGGGGACUAUGCUUACAUCCUGGAGGUGUACGGCUCCCUGCCGGCUUUCCUCAAGCUCUGGAUCGAGCUGCUCAUCAUCCGGCCCUCCUCGCAGUACAUCGUUGCGUUUGUUUUCGCCACAUACCUCCUGAAGCCCAUGUUCCCCCACUGCCCGGUGCCGGAUCAAGGAGCCAAGCUGGUGGCCUGCCUCUGCAUCCUCUUGCUGACGUUCGUGAACUGCUACAGCGUGAAGGCGGCCACCCGAGUGCAGGACUUCUUCGCGGCCGCCAAACUCCUAGCGCUCGCCCUCAUCAUCAUCAUCGGCUUCGUCAAGAUCGGCAUGGGUGGAACGGAUGAACUCCUUCCUGAAAACUCCUUCAAGGGAUCAAAUUAUAAUUUCGGUAACAUCGGCCUGGCUCUCUACAGUGGCCUGUUUGCCUACGGUGGCUGGAACUACUUGAACUUUGUUACAGAAGAAAUGAUCGAACCUUACAAAAACCUUCCCCGAGCCAUCAUCAUUUCUUUGCCCAUCGUCACAGCUGUGUAUGUCCUCACCAACCUCGCCUAUUUUACUACGCUCUCCCCCGACGAGAUGCUCAACUCAGAGGCUGUCGCUGUGGACUUUGGAAACUAUUACCUGGGCCCCAUGGCAUGGAUCAUCCCCGUCUUUGUGGGUCUGUCGUGCUUUGGAUCAGUAAACGGCUCUCUCUUCACAUCAUCCAGGUUAUUCUUUGUGGGGUCCCGGGAGGGUCACCUGCCCAGCCUGCUAUCCAUGAUCCAUCCCUCGCUGCUCACGCCGCUGCCAUCACUUAUCUUCACAUGUUUGAUGACGCUGCUCUAUGCCUUCUCCGAUGACAUCUUCUCCGUCAUCAACUUCUUCAGCUUCUUCAACUGGCUCUGCAUCGCCAUGGCGAUCAUCGGCAUGAUGUGGCUCCGCUACAAGAAGCCUGAGCUGGAGCGGCCGAUUAAAGUCAACAUCCUGCUGCCUAUUAGUUUCGUGCUCGCCUGCCUUUUCCUCAUCAUCGUGUCUUUCUGGAAGACGCCUAAAGAAUGUGGAAUUGGCUUCGGCAUCAUCGCCACCGGACUGCCCGUUUACUUCAUCGGCGUUUGGUGGCAGAACAAGCCCAAGUGGAUGAUGCGAGCCAUCUACAAGACCACCGCCUGGUUUCAGAAGGUAAUGGAGGUGGUGCCUCAGGAGUCCUAAACGGCCGUCAGCCUUUUUUCACCUCUACAGAAAGCGCCUGAAGUGACCUCUGGGCACCGACAUGAGAGCAGAUGAAGUUUGACCUCCAUUGACGUCUCUAACCCCACUCUGUCCCACGCUAACACACACAUUCUCUCACACGUGUGCAGACUGCUGAUCAGGACAGUGUCGUCAGCGUUCUGUUUGUAUUGUUCCUCAGCUGAUCUGUUGUUUUUAUGUGCUUUUAUUCGCGACCAUUUUAAGCUCUUGUUGCGCAUCAACUCUUUUAUGAAAUCCGUUUCUUGUUUUUGUUUAGAUGUUUUCAGCUUUUAGUUUAGAGACGUUAGAGGCAGAUGUUUGAGUUUUAAGCCAUCACUUCUUUGUCGUCUUGCUGCUGAGCGUCUGUUGGUCACCAUGAUGCUCCUGACCUCUGGACUCACUGUGACGGAUCGAAGCCUAAUGGAGCCCGAUCCAUCAUCUGUGUUGCUAUAAAUGUGAGCUUUCGCUUUCAUGCAGGUCCGCAUAAUGUGCCAGCUUGUUAUCGCCUCAUGGGUUGUUGUUUUUUUUUUAAAUCUGAAGCGAUCAGAUGUUUUUCCGUUCAAAGGCAGCAACUCUCUGACAUGCCGUCUCGUUAGUGUUGUUUAUUUGAGGUCGUUGGUCAGAUGUUAUCUGUGGGGAUCAAUGCGCUCAACCCAAUAAAGGCAGCGUCUCAGGCUGCGUCAUUAAGUGUUGGGCUGGCAUAGGGGGCCAAAAGCAGGUAUGUGUGUUGUCUGUGUGAGUGAUGGAGUGGGGGAGGGGGCGUGGCUGUGAGAUGAAUCCAAAUCUUUUGAAAUUUUUCUUGAAACUGACCAAGUUUUCUUAUGAGUUUUGUUCUGUUUUAGUUCAAAUCCAGGCCUUUGCACACUCCUCUGUAUUUGUUGUUGAAUAAGAACUUUUAUUGUACCCUACAAAUAUAUAUGUGGGUUUCAUUCCAAGCAGUCAGAGCAGGAAUUCUUGAGUAGUAGUUUUCUCUCUGAGGUUCUUCCAACGGUUUUCUUUAGAAUUUUGCUUCUUUUUCACUAAUCUUUCUUAUUUAAAAUGUCAAUUCUGCUUUACUUUUUGCAAAUCCACUUAGAUGUUAUGUUUUGCAUGUGCAGUGCUUUAGAUUUGCCUUUUUCUUUCAUUAGCCAAAAAUGAAAAUGUAGCUCUUUUCAGUUUAUUUCCUUAGGAACCUCCAAAUCCCAGACAAAGUGUUGGUUUUGAGCCACUUAACUCUGACCCAUGAGACAUUCACAGGCUUGACUCAGGCGGCAACUUUAGGGGCAUUGCUACAUCAGUCUUUCCUUCCAUUUGUUAUGUGAGAUGACACGAAAAGCAGGGAGGGUCCAGAAAGAAUGGAAACCUGCAGGAAACCUGGAGAACCACUAAUCAACAAUUUCUGACUGCUAAAAAGCUAACUUUGCAUAUUGAUCUGUAUUUUGGGGUUUUACAUUUAGACACUGAAUAUUGUCUUCCGUUUUUGACACUGGAGUAAGUUUAUCCUAUGUUUUUAUUUUUAUAUAUUAAAUAUCUAAGAGUUACUGGGCUACCUUAGUACCUACCAACUAACUAAGUUUUUGCUUUUGGCUGAUUUGUUUUUCCAUCCUUUUUAUACCUGAUUAGAUCCGGUUAAUUGGUGCCACAUUUGUAAGAACAAAUGCAUUUUUGGGGGGUUUAGCAGCGGUGUUGCCAAAAUGCCUCUCUGCCAAACAGAGAGGCAUUUUUUCAAAUAAGAUUGAAGGAUUGGCAGAGUUUUAUUUUUUUGCAAAUGCUGGUUGAGGAACAAGAUGCCCUUAUUAAUGAUUGACCGACAUGUAGUAUGUUUCUCCUAAGCACUGCCAAGGCAAGGUUUGUUUCUUUAAACUAAAGUUACCCAACAAAAGACAUGGAGCAGCAAAAACUUUCAACCUACAAACAUGUUUUUCUUACAAACGUAGCACCAAAAAAAAGGAUUUUUGUUGAAAACCGAUUCAUUGCCAAGAAGCAUCACUGCAAACAAAAACUAAUCAACCAUUCAGACAAUUUCUGAAUUUUCGGGCUCAGUUUGUCUUUAAACAUUCAGAUCCAAACCUAAAAGUAAUCCUAUUCACUUUGUUUCCAGCACAAUGCACUUUGUAUUAAAAGAUGUUUAGCACCAAAUUAAGUAGAGGUUGGAUCCUUUAAAUUGAUAUAAACAUAAGGGGGGGAGGGUUUGCUGUUUCACUUUAUUGUCUCCUUUUUUAAGUUAUUUUCAGCUCAGUAAUAACUUAUUAUGAAUUUGAAUUAUAGCUACAAACACGGAGCUGGUGUGCAAAGGCCUUUCUAGUAUUUGUUGGUUGAAAUGUCACAGAGGAGUUUUUAGUUUUAGAUUUGUCAAAGUGCCCAACGAGCCCAGUUUCAGAUCACACAAGUGUUAGUUUUUUAACUCUUUAUUCUCAUGUUUCUGUCUUAUUUCACAGUUACUUUCAUAGCUGUUUUAUUAUUAUAAUUAACUGCAAGCCCCUCCUGCCCAAAGGUGCACAAAGUGUCACCGUAGAAGAAACAGGAGGCUUUAACGAGUCUUAGUGGUAGAAAACCUUCCUAACACUCCAGCCUUCGUAAAAGACGUUGGCAAACUAACCUGUGUAAGACUGUAGAAAUGUUUAUUUAUUUAUUUUUUUUUAGAUUGCUUUUAUUGUUGUUAGUCCCUCUGAUUUGUUUACAGGGCAUUUUGUGAGAAGUGCUUUACAAUAAAUUCCAUUUUUUCCA
This is a messenger RNA of Cyprinodon variegatus (sheepshead minnow), 4508 nucleotides long. RefSeq names its product solute carrier family 7 (amino acid transporter light chain, L system), member 5 (gene slc7a5). Gene Ontology annotation, cellular component: membrane. Lineage: Eukaryota; Metazoa; Chordata; Actinopteri; Cyprinodontiformes; Cyprinodontidae. Gene Ontology annotation, biological process: amino acid transmembrane transport; neutral amino acid transport. The record is from RefSeq and is a predicted model, not a curated record. The transcript has 10 exons. Gene Ontology annotation, molecular function: neutral L-amino acid transmembrane transporter activity; L-amino acid transmembrane transporter activity. Bases 225 to 1784 code for a protein of 519 amino acids.